Molecule: messenger RNA, 1394 nt
Organism: Manihot esculenta (cassava)
Lineage: Eukaryota; Viridiplantae; Streptophyta; Magnoliopsida; Malpighiales; Euphorbiaceae
Exons: 1
Coding region: 99-941 (280 amino acids)
Molecular function (GO): polysaccharide binding
Source: RefSeq, a predicted model, not a curated record
UUGUAUGAACCGGUCCGACUCCAACCUGACCAAUAAGCAGGAAAUUCACAAGACAAAUAUGAAGUUCAAAACAAACAGAAGUCUCAUCUUAAUUUGCCAUGAUUAGAGAAACUCUCAUCUUUGUUUUCCUGCUAGUCUCCCAAAGUUGCAAUGCUUUUGAAACAAACCGCUGUGCACCUUCAGCAUGCGGCAAUAUCCGGAACAUUAGCUACCCUUUCAGACUGGAAACUGAUUCAAUCAACUGCGGAGACCAUAGAUAUAACCUUUCCUGUGAAAAUGAUUCGACGGUGUUGAAUCUAUAUGGAGGAAAAUACUACGUCCAGGCCAUCAAUUACCAUAACUUCACGAUCCGACUGGUGGAUGCUGGCGUCCGUCAACAUGAUUGUUCUUCCAUUCCUCGUUUUCCUUUGUCUCGUUACCACUUCAAAAAGGGAGAUCCAUACUCUGAUUACAAUUAUAACUGGAGUGACGAAGAAUUGAGUUAUUCACUUUCACUGGGGAGUAUCGUGUUCCUCAAGUGCCAAAAUCCAGUGAAUUUUUCUCUCUAUCCACAUAUGGAUGCUGCACCUUGCAUCAGUACUGGACUCAACUAUUCAUAUGUGAUGGUUACACGAUGCCCAUGGGUAUCUAAUCUGAUGGACUUGUGCAGCGUGGAGAUGAUGACUUUAAUUCCAUCAGCAGCAUUGGAUUAUUAUUCAUGUCACGUAGAGAAAAAUGUUUCCUUUAAUGAAAUUCACAAAUAUCUGGCGUUUGGGUUCGAGAUUUCAUGGUUCGAUAGCCUCUACUGUGUUAAUUGUACAUAUGGCUGCUACCUGGAGAACAACACCAACCAUGUUCAUUGCAUAACAUAUAAAGGUACGCAACACUUUCAUCUAUUAAUUUUCUUACACUAUACAAUUUAUUGCACAAUUAAAUUUAAAAAAUAUAUAUAUAUUAUUUGAAAAUUAAUUAAUUAAUUAAUGUCAGUUUACUCAUUAUAUAUUACUUCUUGUAAUAAUUCUUUUACUCUUAUCUUGCUUGUGUAUUUUAUAUCUAAAUUAGUUUAUUUAUAAACAUUGUGUCAUAUGAGCACAUAGGCAUAAGUGUAAAUACGUGAAAUAACAAAAUACAUGUUAUAGUGCAUAUUUUGCAUCAAUAUUAUAUAUUUCUUUCUGAAUAAAUACAUAUUAGUAUUUUAUUUUUUAUUAUUAUAAUAAAUGAAUAGUUCUUAUAAAUAUUAAUUUAAUUGUUUCCUCAAUUAUUUGCAGGUAAGAUUGACAUAGGAUAUAGACUCCGAGGUAAGGCCUCUCUUUCCGUUUAUACAAUAUGUGAUAAUGUUUAAUUAAUUAUUAUUUGCUAAGUGAAUUACUAUUAGAUAUUUUUUUAUUUUUUUAAAUUAAUUACUUAUUUUAUAU